Eublepharis macularius is the source of this 1623-nucleotide messenger RNA. It is a transcript of the gene KCNK10, whose product is annotated as potassium two pore domain channel subfamily K member 10. Gene Ontology annotation, biological process: potassium ion transmembrane transport; stabilization of membrane potential. The record is from RefSeq and is a predicted model, not a curated record. The transcript is spliced from 7 exons. Gene Ontology annotation, molecular function: potassium ion leak channel activity. The coding region runs from base 1 to 1623 and encodes 540 amino acids. Lineage: Eukaryota; Metazoa; Chordata; Lepidosauria; Squamata; Eublepharidae. Gene Ontology annotation, cellular component: membrane.
AUGAAAUUUCCAAUCGAGACGCCAAGGAAACAGGUGAACUGGGAUCCACAAGUGACUGUUCCAUCAACUGUUCCCUCAGCUUGUGAACCUGAGACAAAUAAGACUAAAGGGCACCAGAUAGCACCUCGACUCUCUAUUUCCUCUCCCCGGACAACUGUGAUUGCCAGCAUGGAAACCCCCUCACAGGGUUUGCAAACAGUCAUGAAGUGGAAAACAGUAGUGGCCAUCUUCUUUGUGGUUGUAGUCUACCUGGUCAGUGGAGGGCUUGUGUUCCGUGCCCUGGAACAGCCAGAAGAAAGCAGACAGAAGAUCAGAAUAGCUGAUGAUAAGGCCAAAUUCCUUCAGAAGCACAACUGUGUAACUAUACAGGAACUGGAGGCAUUGAUUCAGCGGGCAAUUAUCGCUACUAAUGCAGGAGUCAAUCCUGUAGGGACCUCUUCUAAUAGCAGCAGCCACUGGGACCUUGGAAGUGCCUUUUUCUUCGCUGGAACUGUUAUCACGACAAUAGGAUACGGAAACAUUGCUCCGAGCACAGAAGGCGGAAAAAUCUUCUGCAUUUUGUACGCCAUCUUUGGGAUCCCACUCUUCGGCUUUCUGUUAGCUGGCAUUGGAGACCAACUGGGAACCAUCUUUGGGAAGAGUAUUGCACGAGUGGAAAAGGUUUUUCGAAAGAAACAAGUGAGCCAGACAAAGAUCCGGGUGAUCUCAACAAUUCUGUUCAUCCUGGCUGGCUGUAUAGUUUUUGUGACCAUUCCAGCAGUCAGUUUCAAAUACAUUGAAGAAGAGUGGUCAGCUCUGGAUUCCAUUUACUUUGUGGUCAUCACUCUCACCACUGUUGGCUUUGGCGAUUUUGUGGCAGGAGGAAAUACCGAAAUCAUUUAUCGGGAGUGGUAUAAGCCCUUGGUGUGGUUCUGGAUCCUUGUUGGCCUUGCUUAUUUUGCCGCUGUCCUCAGUAUGAUCGGAGAUUGGCUACGGGUUCUUUCAAAGAAAACAAAAGAAGAGGUUGGUGAAAUAAAAGCCCAUGCAGCUGAAUGGAAAGCCAACGUGACUGCGGAGUUCAGGGAAACUCGGAGACGGCUGAGUGUGGAGAUCCACGACAAGCUUCAGCGGGCAGCCACCAUCCGGAGCAUGGAGCGCAGGCGCCUGGGGCUGGACCAGAGAGCCCACUCCCUGGAUAUGCUGUCUCCAGAGAAGCGCUGUGUCUUUGCUGCCUUGGACAGUGGCCGCUUUAAGGCUUCAUCUCAGGAAAGCAUCAACAACAAGCCUAACAACUUGCGCCUUAAAGGGACAGAGCAGCUGAGCAAGCAUGGGCAGGGGGCCUCCGAGGACAACAUUGUCAACAAGUUUGGCUCUUCAUCCAAGCUGACCAAGAGGAAAAACAAAGACCUGAAAAAGAGCAUCCCUGAAGAUGUACGGAAAAUUUACGAGACGUUCCGGAACUAUUCCUUGGAUGAAGAAAAGAAGGAGGAGGAUUCUGAGAAAGUGUGCAACUCAGAGCAUUCAAGCACCGCUGUUCUCACCAACUUCAUUGAGCAGCACAUGGACCUGGAGAAUGGAAUGAUACCCAUUGAAACCAAAGAAAGGGAACAUGAAAACAAAUCUUUACUUGAAGACAGGAAUUAA